UGUGUUAUGUGGGUGUGUAUCACCCUGCGUGUGUUGUCUGGGUGUAGCUGUCUGUGUCCAGGAAUGUUGUUGCAAUUUCGAACGCAACGUUUGCGCCUGUGUGUGGACAAUGUCCGGGGAGCCAUGUGUGCCAGGGGACGCGGCCUUGCUAAGUGCCGGCGUGUGUGUGUGUCACACACCAUGUGUGUGGUGUCUGGGUGUGGCUAUGGGUUUCAGAGCUUCUCGGGAGUUGUGAGUCACCCAGUAUAGGUUGUGCAGUGUGCCUGAGUGUGUUAGGCUCCAUCUUCGGCAGUGGGGUGUCCUGUGGUGACUGGGUGUGGUGGGUGUAGGUGUGUGUCACAAGGUGCAGACCGUUGUAGGCACAGCCCAUUGUGUGUCAGUGUGUGUCUCUGCCCACGUGGAUGGAUGCCUCUUCCUUGCUCUGACCCAGACACACCCCAGCCCCUCCUUAGUCUGGGAAGGGGGGUUGGGGAGCCUCCCCCUACCCAGGGACCUCCCCGCCCCUCCCGCCCUGCCCUGCUGCCGUUACCACUCCCCAGAGGGCACCGGGCUCUGCCGUGCCUCUGCCUCAGAGCAGAAGCCCCGGUGCGAGCUGAGCAGCCGGCGGCCUGGAAGCCAAAGUGGCUGCCAUUUGCGUACUGCGAGGUGGGGGACCUUGGGCAGGAAGCUGGCUGAGCCUCAAGACCUCAGGGGCCAUGGGCGGGGACCUGGUGGCUGGCCUGGGGGCCCUGCGGAGGAGAAAGCGCCUGCUGGAGGAGGAGAAGUGGCUGGCUGGCUGGGCGCUGGCACUGGCGGGAACUGGCAUCGGACUCAUGGUGCUGCACGCGGAGAUGCUGUGGUUCGGGGGGUGCCCGUGGUCGCUCUACCUCUUCCUGGUUAAGUGCACCAUCAGCCUUUCCACCGUCUUGCUGCUUUGCUUUAUUGUCGCCUUCCACGCCAAAGAGGUCCAGCUGUUCAUGACCGACAACGGGCUCCGAGACUGGCGCGUGGCGCUGACCCGGCGGCAGGUGGCGCAGAUGGUGCUGGAGCUGGCGGUGUGCGGGCUGCACCCCGCACCGGUGGGGGCUCCGCCCUGCGUGCCGGGUUCCGAGGCGCAGCGGGCCGCCACGCAGGCCUGGCGGAGCUUCCUAGGCGAAGGGGAGGCGCUGCUGUCCUUGGCCAUGUUGCUGCGCCUCUACCUGGUGCCCCGCGCUGUGCUCCUGCGCAGCGGAGUCCUGCUCAACGCGUCCUACCGCAGCAUCGGCGCUCUCAACCAGGUCCGCUUCCGCCACUGGUUCGUGGCCAAGCUGUACAUGAACACGCACCCCGGCCGCCUGCUGCUCGGCCUCACGCUUGGCCUCUGGCUCACCACAGCCUGGGUGCUGUCUGUGGCCGAGAGGCAGGCUGUUAAUGCCACCGGGCACCUGUCGGACACACUGUGGCUGAUCCCCAUCACGUUCCUGACCAUCGGCUAUGGGGACGUGGUGCCGGGCACCGUGUGGGGCAAGAUUGUCUGCCUCUGCACUGGAGUCAUGGGGGUGUGCUGCACAGCCCUGCUGGUGGCUGUGGUGGCUCGGAAGCUGGAAUUUAACAAGGCGGAGAAGCACGUGCAUAACUUCAUGAUGGACAUCCACUAUACCAAGGAGAUGAAGGAGUCAGCUGCACGCCUGCUGCAGGAGGCCUGGAUGUACUACAAACACACACGCAGGAAGGAGCCCCGGGCCGCCCGUAGGCACCAGCGCAAACUGCUGGCCGCCAUCUACACCUUCCGUCAGGUGCGGCUCAAACACCGAAAGCUCCGGGAACAAGUGAACUCCAUGGUGGACAUCUCUAAGAUGCACAUGACCUUGAGUGACCUGAAGCAGCGUCUGAGUGACUCACACGAGGCCCUAGAGAAGCAGAUCGAUGGGCUGGCGGGGAAGCUGGACACCCUGAGCGAGCUGAUCAGUGCUGCCCUGGGCCCGAGGCAGCUUCCAGAACCCAGUCAGGAGGCCACGUAGCGGACCUACACAGGAGGAAUCAGACUGCUUUCCCCAGGAUGGAGGCCCCUCAUCCAGCCCUGUGGAUAAAGCGCCUCUUGCAUGAGGACUUGGGCUGGGCCGACUCACUCACUGGCAGCACCCGCCAGGGGACACUGGCUCAAGGCGGAGCCUUGGCCCUCCAGAGGCCCCAAAUGAGAGCAUGUGCUACAGCCCCACACGCCCUCAUUAAAACCUUUCCGCCAUGCUGCUAUAGAUGACUUUCAGUAAAAAGUGGAGGUGUCUGGGGUGGGACCCGGGUCCCAGCAGAGGAGGGGACCAGGGGGCCCGGAGUCCAGGAUCCUGGGAAGCUUCAGUUACCGCUGGACGGCACAGCUGAAAGAACAAGAUCUGCGAGGCGGGAGGCGGCGCCCCCUAGCGGAUAGCAACAAGGACACCGUUUUUCCGAAGCUGCAGAGACUAUGGGAGUGUGGGGUGUGGGGCGU
This is a messenger RNA of Heterocephalus glaber (naked mole-rat), 2443 nucleotides long. It is a transcript of the gene Kcnn4, whose product is annotated as potassium calcium-activated channel subfamily N member 4. Gene Ontology annotation, molecular function: small conductance calcium-activated potassium channel activity; calmodulin binding. The record is from RefSeq and is a predicted model, not a curated record. Gene Ontology annotation, biological process: potassium ion transport. Lineage: Eukaryota; Metazoa; Chordata; Mammalia; Rodentia; Bathyergidae. Gene Ontology annotation, cellular component: membrane.